Penicillium salamii is the source of this 6429-nucleotide messenger RNA. Lineage: Eukaryota; Fungi; Ascomycota; Eurotiomycetes; Eurotiales; Aspergillaceae. The record is from the annotation of a GenBank genome assembly.
AUGGCACGCGUUCAGCAGAUUAUCUUGUUCGGUGAUCAAACCGAGGACUUUGGGUCACUCAGACAUCUUCUCACCCCCAACCGAGCACCCCUUCUAGAAAGCUUCCUCAACAAUGCCUUGCGUGGGUUGCGAACGGAGAUUGCCUCCCUUCCACUCCAGGAGCGUCAACAAUAUCCCUAUUUCUCCACAGUGGCUAGUAUUCUGGAUUGGAGGUCUCGCCAGCAAAAUGCCUAUCCAGCUAUCGAUAGUGCUUUGACUUGCAUUAACCAGCUGGCGCAAGCUCAAAGCACUACCACUACCUACACCAAUACCUCAAGUACCAUCAUUGGCGGUCUGUGCCUUGGUUCUCUGUCUGCAGCAGCCGUGAGCUGCUGCCAGGUAAUCUCUCAGCUGCCAGAUCUGGGCACACAAACCAUCCGAGUAGCUUUCCGCACAGGUCUGCAGGUCUCGCGGGUUGGACGCACCGUUGACCAAUCUACCACGGAAUCGUGGUCUUUGGUGGUUGCGACGCGAUCUCCAGACGACAUAUUGCAUCGCAUUGAUCGAUUUACAGAAACCAAGCAUCUACCUUUACAUGCUCGACCUUACAUCAGUGCUUAUCUGCCACAUGCUGUUACCAUCAGUGGCCCGCCCACUAGCCUGGACAGCCUACAGAAGUCUACUGAAUUUGCUACUCUUUCUCCACGGACAAUUCCGAUCUUUGGUCCCUACCAUUCGGCUUCUCUCUUCACUGCGAGCGAUUCUGAUAACAUCCUGGGCGGGAUUUUCCCCACCGAAGACGCUGGAACCUCUCCCAAUGUGUCAUUCAUUUCUAGUACAAGCGGCAGACCUGUACAGGAAACCGAUGUGCGAUCUCGAUUCGAAUCUGCUCUGGGCCAGAUUCUCCUAGAGACUAUGCGUUGGCAGAGCCUUGUAAAUGGCAUGAUAGCGGCCCUUCCUGCAUCUGAUUCCCCCGAUGCCCCACAGUUCCACGUUCAAGCAUUUGGAAGUACAGCGGGGGCUCGGUUGGCUGAAGCAAUCGAAUCUGCUACCAGUCUCACCCGCCAUCAGCCUUCUCCCAGCCCUAACCCGACACCAAAGAAGACAGGACAGACUGAUUCUUCUAAGAUUGCGAUCAUCGGAUACUCAGGUAGAUACCCUCACGCCGAGUGUAACGAAGAAUUUUGGGAUCUGCUCAUCCGAGGCCUCGACGUCCACGAGGUUGUGCCAGCCUUGCACUGGGAUGCACGAACCCACGUCGCUGAGCCGGGACAGGCGAGGAAGAACACAAGCGCCACACCUUUUGGGUGCUGGUUGCAAAAUCCGGCGGCGUUUGAUGCCCGCUUCUUCAACCUCUCUCCUCGCGAGGCCCCUCAAGUGGACCCGGCUCAGCGCAUUGCCCUUAUGACAGCCUACGAGGCCAUGGAGCGCGCAGGAAUGGUGCCAAACGCCACUCCAUCCACGGCCAAGGACCGAGUCGGUGUUUGGUACGGUGUCACGUCUAACGACUGGAUGGAAACCAACACCGCGCAGAACAUUGACACUUACUUCAUCCCUGGCGGCAACCGCGCCUUUAUUCCCGGUCGUCUCAACUAUUGCUUCAAAUUUAGUGGUCCUAGCUAUGCGGUCGAUACAGCUUGCUCGUCGAGUCUGGCGGCUAUUCACCUUGCCUGUAACGCUUUGUGGCGCGGCGAGGUUGACACGGCCAUUGCCGGCGGUACAAAUGUUCUAACCAACCCCGACUUCACAGCUGGACUCGAUCGAGGUCACUUUUUGUCCCGAACUGGCAAUUGUAAGACUUUCGAUGACACCGCCGAUGGGUACUGUCGUGGUGAAGGUGUCGGAACCGUGAUUCUGAAGCGCCUAGACGACGCGUUGGCCGACCGUGACCCAAUCUGCGGUGUCAUUCUAAGUGCAUCCACCAAUCACUCCGCCGAGGCCGAGUCCAUCACUCGUCCUCACUCUGGGGCACAGCAGGAGCUCAUUCAGAGCCUGCUCCGUACGGCCGGAGUGUCACCCUAUAGCGUCAGCUAUGCCGAAAUGCAUGGAACAGGGACACAGGCCGGAGAUUCCGGUGAAAUGAACUCUGUCCUGUCGACUUUGGCACCACCUUCUGUGCCAUAUCGAACAGAGGAUCAGCCUCUGUAUCUGGGCUCAGCCAAGGCCAAUAUUGGUCACGGAGAGGCCGCCUCCGGAGUAUCGAGUCUGAUCAAAGUAAUGCUGAUGAUGGAAAACAAUGCAAUCGCUCCUCACUGUGGCAUCAAAACCCGCAUCAAUCGCAAGUUCCCGACCGAUCUUGACGAUCGCAAUGUUCGCAUUGCGAAGGAAGCCAUCCCGUGGACCUCACAAGAGGGUGAACCGCGUCGAGUGCUCCUGAACAACUUCAGUGCUGCCGGUGGUAACACUGCUCUGCUAUUGGAGGAUGCCCCGCCAGUCCUUAGGGAUGACGAACUCGAAGAUCCUCGAACGUACCACGUCCUCGCCGUGUCGGCCAAAUGUGCGUCUUCUCUCGAAGCAAAUGUCAAGUCACUUUUGGGCUACAUCGAGGCUAGUGGAGAUGACAUGUCAUUGUCGCGACUCGCCUACACGACGACUGCUCGUCGCAUGCAUCACCCACACCGCGUCAUUGUGCAGGGCUCCAACGUGACUGAAAUCCAACACCAGUUGCGAUCUGCCCUUGCACGCGGCGAUGGGGCCAAUCGACCCCCCGUGGCACCAAAGGUAGUCAUGGCAUUCACUGGACAAGGAAGCCAAUUUGUCGGAAUGGCACGACAACUUUACGGCUCUCUACCACCGUUCCGUGCUAGUCUACAGCUCCUUGACCGCAUUGCUCAAUCACUAGGCUUUGAAAGCUUCCUUCCAUUCAUCGAGGAUCAUUCUGAUUCCAAUCUGAAGCGGUUCUCGCCCAUGACAGCGCAGCUUGCGAGUGUUUGUCUUCAAAUUGCCCUGGCACGAUUGUGGGCAUCAUUUGGAGUCAUUCCCGACGCAGUGGUCGGACACAGCCUGGGCGAAUAUGCUGCUUUGAAUGUGGCGGGCGUUUUGUCGGAUGCUGAUACUGUCUUUUUGGUGGGUAAGCGAGCACAGCUCCUCGAGGAGCAUUGCACCCUGCACACACACAGCAUGCUGGUGGUACGCGCCUCGGUGGAGACUAUCCAAUCUGCCGUAGCUGGGAUGGAAUAUGAAAUUGCAUGCAUCAAUGCGCCCGAAGAGACAGUUUUGGCCGGACCUAACGACCAAAUUGAGGCACUCCAACAAGCCCUAUCGCAGUCUGGUGUGCGCUCUAAGACAAUCCCUGUAUCAUAUGCGUACCAUUCUUCUCAGGUGCAGCCCAUCCUGGACGAUCUUGUCCAAGCAGCCCAGCCUGUCGUUUUCAACGCACCCUCUAUCCCAGUCUUGUCGCCAUUGUUGGGAGAUGUCGUUCAAACGGAUGGAAUCUUUGGGCCAGAAUACCUGCAGCGACACUGUCGGGAGACAGUCAACUUCUACCAAGCAAUGCAGUCCGCACGUGCUGCCGGCACCAUUUCCGAUAAAACCCAGUACCUCGAGGUCGGGCCCCAUGGAGUGGUAGCAGGACUGAUCAAGGCUUGCUCCAAGGCAUCUCAAACCAACGCCGUUCCUACCUUGCAACGAGGUCGCGACGACUGGGAAAGCUUGGGCGAAGCCUUGUCAAGCUUGUAUCGAGCUGGGCGGGACAUUGCCUGGCACGAGUACCACAGGUCUUUCCCGGCCGCUCAACAAGUGCUUCGCCUUCCAGCCUAUAACUGGAACUUGAAAGACUACUGGAUUCAGUAUGUGAACGAUUGGUCCUUACGCAAAGGGGACCCACCACUCAUCCAGUCUGCUCAUCUUGGCGAGUCUACUACCGUUCACCGGGUUGUUGAGGAGAGUAAAGACUCUAUUGUGGUGGAAUGUGACCUAUGUCGCGAGGAUUUGAGUCCUAUUGUGCAAGGUCACAACGUGGACGGAAUCCCUCUCUGCACGCCGUCGGUUUAUGCGGAUAUCGCUUUGACAGUCGGCAACUAUCUCCGCGGCCGUCACCAAUUUGCUGAUGUCGACUCUGUUGUUGAAAUAGCAGACAUGACUAUCCACAAGGCGCUCAUCGCAAAGCCUAUUGGUACCCAGCUUCUACGCGCAUCUGUCAGUGUUGACUGGGAGGCUGGCAGCGCCAUGUGCCGAUUCUUAUCUCUUGAUUCCAAGGGGGAACCCACAAUCGAGCACUCGCACUGCACCAUUCUGCUUUCGAGCCCCAGUCACCGUGCUUCACUCGAGGCAGAAAGAGCUUCCAUUCAGAAGCGGAUGUCGGAGAUGCGGGCAGGCCUGGAGCCCGGUACUACCCAAAGAUUCAACCGUGCCAUGGUGUAUAAGAUGAUCCGCCCACUAGCAGAAUUCCACCAGGACUACAGGACCAUUGAGGAGGUGCUCAUUGACAGCAAGACUCUUGAGGCCUCUGGUAAAGUCUGCUUCUCCGAGGUACAGGCCCCUGGAAACUUCCAUACCCACCCGUCUUAUCUCGAUGGUCUGGCUCAGUCCAGUGGUUUCGUGAUGAACUGUAAUGAUGAUGCAGAUCUCGACAAGGAAGUGUUUGUCAACCAUGGAUGGAAGGGCCUGCAGUUAUAUGAGCCAUUGCGACCAGAUGCACACUACAACACUUUCGUCCGAAUGGUCGAGGGAGAAAGCCGCAUGUUCGAGGGUGACAUGAUCGUUCUAGACGGAGACACAGUCGUCGCGAGUUACAAGGGCCUGGUGUCCCAAGGAGUCCCCCGACACAUUUUGCGAUAUGUGCUAUCGAUGGAAAGCGGGGACAAGGCCCUGAUAGCUUCUGCAAAGCAAGCCCUGGUGCGAUCUGCAAAGCAGACGCCAAAGCCUGCAGCAUCCGUCGCAGUUGCAGCAGCCCCGGUGCCUAUAAGGCGCGUUGAAAAGAUUUCUUCUUCGACAGCAGCCCAGGUUCCGGCUGUGGCAAGCAAUUCAUCCUACCUUGUGGCGUCCGCGCUGAAGAUCAUUUCAGAGGAAAGUGGAGUCGCACUCGCAGAGCUAGAGGAUACCUGUGUCUUCGCGGAUAUGGGACUGGACUCCCUCCUUUCUCUAGUCAUUACAAGUCGUUUCCGUGAAGAGUUGCCUCUCGAUGUGCCCGUCGAAGGAUUUUUCAUCACGUACCCGACCGUGGCUGAGUUGCGAUCUUUCCUUGGCCAGCAUGAAAGUAGCGAUGCACCGCAAGCAUCAGUCCUCCCUGUUGUGGUAGCCCCCCUACCCGCCAUGACCAUUGCUCUUCCGCAGCCUGUGGUGGCUUCAAGCUCUGCCAGCUGGACAACUGCCCUUUCUAUCAUCUCCGAAGAGAGUGGAAUUAGCAUCUCCGAGCUCACAGAUGACUGUGUCUUUGCCGACAUGGGAAUUGACUCGUUACUUUCUCUUGUCAUCGUCAGUCGAUUCUCUGAGGAGCUGGAGAUGGACAUUGCGCUGGAGUCCAUCUUUACUGACUAUCCGACUGUGGGCGAGAUCAAGGUUCUUUUCCUGUCAGAUCAGCCCAGCAGCGAUAACACCUCUUCGUCUCCAAGCUCAAUUGAUGGCAACAAUGUGACCCCAUCCUCAGAGACUUCGGAAUUUUUCACCCAAGAGGAUGAAACAAACGUGAAGCCCACACGCUCUCCCGUGCCACAGACCACCUCUGUCUUGUUGCAAGGAACACCCUCCAAGACUGAGAAGACUCUCUUCCUCUUCCCUGAUGGUGCUGGCUCCGCCACAUCGUAUGCCGGAAUCCCUCGUGUAGAUCCCAACGUCUCCGUUGUGGGCCUCAACUCCCCCUACCACCGCCAACCCCAUCUCUUUGAUUGCACUGUCGACGAUCUAAUUAAGAGUUAUGUCGUUGAAGUCCGGCGCCGCCAACCUAACGGACCAUAUCACUUCGGUGGCUGGUCCGCGGGCGGAAUUCUAGCCUACCGUGCCACACAGAUGAUGAUGGAGGAAUUCCACGAAACGGUCGCUAGUCUAGUCCUCAUUGACAGCCCCGUGCCUCAUGGGCUCGAUCGCCUCCCACAGCAUUUCUACGACUACUGCAAUAAGGUGCACCUUUUCGGGGGUCAGGGUGACGGCAAGACGGCCAAGGCACCAGAGUGGCUGGUUCCUCACUUCAAUGCCACAAUCGACACACUGCACGAAUACUACGCAUCUCCACUUCUGCAGUCAGAUGGGGAAACCCCACGCGUGUCGAUGAUUUGGGCCUGUGAUAGCGUUAUGGAUGGUGCAGAUAUUCCACGACCACCAUCUUGUCCCGAGGACACGGAAGGGAUGAAAUUCCUAACAGAGGCUCGGACUGACUUCUCGGAUAAUGGCUGGGCAACGCUGUUCCCCAGUUCGUCACCACGUAUUGAGCGGGCGCAUGGUGCAAACCAUUUCACUAUGAUGAGGGGGGAGUUUGCCCCAAAGCUUGCCUCUUUUAUUCGCGAGUCCCUAUGA